Messenger RNA from Trichoplax adhaerens, 846 nucleotides. RefSeq lists its product as uncharacterized. The transcript has 3 exons. Lineage: Eukaryota; Metazoa; Placozoa; Uniplacotomia; Trichoplacea; Trichoplacidae. The record is from RefSeq and is a predicted model, not a curated record. The coding region runs from base 1 to 846 and encodes 281 amino acids.
AUGCAUCUGUUUAGAAGAUCGCUCUUGCAGUCAACAGAAAGUACCGCAAGUACGACAAUUAGUGGGCUAACUGUGACUACGACUAAUUCAUCUUUCGGUAAUUUUCCACUUUGGCUUAUCCCUUUAAUUCCUAUCGGAUUUAUUUUGAUUUAUGGAGUAGUAGUUGUUAUAAUUGCCCACAAAAGGCAACAAUUAAAUAUGAGGAUUAUACCUACUCUAACGAGAUCGGGUCAUACAAGGCAAAGUAUACAAGGACAAUCAUCCUCACCACUAACCGAGACCGAAAUUGAGCUUCAAGAUGCUUUAAAUAAGAUUCACAGAUUGAAAGGACAAGAACAAAACUUAAAUAAGCAAAUAUCAUCCAUUACAAGACAAAUUGUUAAGACUAGAACGCAAGCAGAAAAGUCUAAAAAUGAUCUUGCACAUGAGAAACGAUUACGUGAAAAAGCAGAAAGUUUAAUUGAAGGCGCUAGACAACAAGCAAAGAAAGAAAUUUACGCAAAACUUAGUGUCGAAGCUAAUCGUCGUGACAUUGCUCAUAAGCUAAGCAAUUUAAAGCAACAAAAUGAACAAUUAAACAAGCAGCUAAACGCUAGCAAAGCAGAAGUGCAAGAAAAGCUAAAAGAAAUUGAGCGCAUCCGAGUGGAAUAUGCAGCUGAGCAAAAAUCUCCAUUAUCGGUUGAUGUUUUAGCGAGAAGUUGCACGAUGUACACUGAGUGUAUCGGCGCGACAUUAAUGCUAGUUUAUUGUAAUAGUACACGUAUCGUAUCGUCAUUAGAUAAGCAACUAGUUCUAAACAAGUUUUACUCUAUCGUGCGCCCCGAUAAUUAUCACUGCAUUAUGUAG